UAGAAGAAAAAGGAUUUUUGAGUUUAAUUUUGAGGGUAAACGAGUAGUUAGGUUGGAUUUUCUCUCCGUUAUAAUUCUUAGUGGGUUUGGAUUCGUCUUUUUGGGACAGCUAUGAAAUUUCAGGGUUUUAAGAGAAAUGACGCAUCAGGACGGUUUCCUGAGUAUGGUGCAAUCUUCAUUUCGAAUUGCACUACAAUGGAAGAAUGUUUUGAAAGAAAGAUCUUUGGACUUCCCUUUGCACAUGCUGAUUUUGUCAGAGAAAUAAAGGCUGGGAUGAUUUUGUUUCUCUUUGAAUAUGGGAAUCGAGAACUCUAUGGUGUUUUUGAGGCGAGUUCUGAUGGAGCAAUGAAUAUUGUUCCUCAUGCAUAUAAUUCUUCUGGAAUGAAGUUUCCUGCUCAGGUUCGAUUUACCACAAUUUGGAAUUCUAAUCGUCUUCAUGAAAGCGAGUUCUGUGAUUUCAUCAAGGACAACUACUUUACUCCUAAAAAAUUUAAUUUUGGUUUGUCUCGAGAACAGGUCAAUGGACUUUUAGGAUUGUUCAGUUCCAGAAAAGUGGAAGUUGCACUAGUUCAAAAUUUAACGUGUAACAAGAAACGCCACAGAUUUCAUGGUGGAGAUGAAGAAAGGGAGAAGAGAAGUCUUAAAACCAGAAGGAGAAUUAGUAGUGGAGUGUUGGAUCGGAUAUGCAAGCAACUGAGAAGCACUUCCUCUAAUGACACUGAGUGUCAUGAGGCCCAUUGUAUCAGUUGCUCACUGAUUUCAGGAACUGGUUGCAGCUCUUUAGGACGUGACUCUGGUUUGAGUAACUUUGGUCAGGGAAGUCAACUCAGCAUGAACAGUGAGGAGUCAGAAAACUUGAAAGGGUCUUCCAAAGAUCUUAAUAAUGACCUUGAAAAUUUCAUACCAUUGUCCCCCUUGGACGAUACUACCGAUCAAAAUGGAGCCGGUAUGCAUACAGAGGAGCCACAAAACUUGAAUCAAUCUUCUAAAGAUCUAAGAACUGACCUUGGAGAUUUUAUACCUUUGUCCUUCCCUGAUGAUGUAUUAGAUUGUGGUGGACCUAUAGUGUUUAUUGAGGAGCCUGCAAAUAUGAAACACAAUCCCAAUGAUCUUAAAACUCUUCUUGAAGAUUCCAUACCUUUGCCCUGCCCUAAGAAUGUAGGAGAUUGCCAUAGAGCUAUGAAUGGGGAUUGUGUGGUGGAGAAGAGAAUCAGCGUAUUUGCGCGAUUGGGUAAGGUUUCAGAACCUGUUAGGAAGGAUAAUGCAACCUCCACAAGGUUGAGGUGGGGAAAUGGAAAGAGGAACAAGAAGGUAAGGAAAGCCAACUACACUGUUCAGGCAAGAUACAGUUGUAAAGUGGACAUGUCAGUAGAAACAUCCUUGGAUAUAUUGCAGGAAGAUGACCAGUGGAAGACAUCCAUAAGAGAACCUGUUGUUUCAUUUCAGAAUGAUGAAUGUGAAUACAAUUUUAUGAGUGGUAUCCAGACUGAUAAAUUGCUGAAGAAAAGGGAUCCAAAUGAGGAAAGAGUCGUUGUUGAAGGUUCAAAUAGCAACUCCACGUUGAAUGGAAACAAUCAACUAGAAACCUUGGCCGAAGAGAAGAGCAACUCCACAUUUGAAAGUCGGCCAAGGAGAAAAUUGGUUCGACCGUCAUUUUACAAGUCCUCAGAAGCUGAAAGCUGAUGGUGAGGUGGGAUUGUGAGGGGCAUUCUCUGUAGCAAAAACCACUGAUAGACGGGCUGACUCUUUUUUUGCAUCCAUUCAACAAAUUUUCAGUUUAUGAUUAGUUUAAAUAGUUCUAUUCCUAAACCUUAUAUAAUUAUUUCUUUAAUUGACUGCGUGCUUACAGCUAUGUUUUUAUAUCCUUUUGUUAUAAUUUUGGGGUGCCUUGAAUAUUAUGCAUGUUAUGUUCUCAUUGGUUUGCUAGAUAGUAAAUAUAAUUGCACUUCCAUAUUAAAUAUGAUUGGUUUGUUAUUGAUUAAUGAAACUUGUGUUUGAAUUCUGUAAGGAAAAUUAAGGAGAAAGGAUGCAAGAAGGGGACGGCUAGUGGAGAUGAUGAUGAGGAAGAUAUUGACAAGUUUCAAGAAUGGGAAGUCAUCCAAGAUAGAACAAGAAGAUGAGAUCGUAUUCUCUGUGCAACAUUUUUUGAAUCUUUGUUAGCAUUUUUGUUUUAUUGACAAAAUCAACAUCUUUCUUUUCUUCUGUAAAUAAUGAGCAAUAAUGAGCGGGGUUUGAAGUAAA
Messenger RNA from Ziziphus jujuba (common jujube), 2241 nucleotides. RefSeq lists its product as uncharacterized. The coding region runs from base 112 to 1683 and encodes 523 amino acids. The record is from RefSeq and is a predicted model, not a curated record. The transcript has 3 exons. NCBI's taxonomy places the organism in Eukaryota, Viridiplantae, Streptophyta, Magnoliopsida, Rosales, Rhamnaceae.